AACCAUAAAUACCCCCCCCCUCGUGUCUGCCCUCGAAUGGCUCGACCCCACCAAACACCAAGUGGCACCAAAAAAGAGGGACUCUACCACGUCCUUGCAGGCAUACCCAGUGGAGGAGAAGUGGAUCAGGAAGAUGUCGGAGCAGCAGAGCGCCCCAGAGCAACUCGCUGCUGGGAAGAGCCAGGGUGGAGCUGGAACCACAUAUAAGGUGGUGGUGUUUGAGUUUGAAAAUUUCCAGGGCGGUAAGGCGGAAUUUUCUGCAGAAUGCAAAGACUUGACAGAGAAGCGACUGGAGAAGGUUGGCUCUUUGAUUGUGGACUCAGGGCCCUGGGUGGGUUAUGACCGGCAUGGGUUCACAGGAGAGCAGUUUAUUCUGGAAAAGGGUGAGUAUCCACGCUGGGACACCUGGACCAACAGUCAGCGCAGCUUCUCCCUGCUAUCUCUAAGGCCACUUAAAGUGGAUAGUGCUGAACACAAGCUACACCUCUAUGAGAACCCUGGGUUCACUGGCAGAAAGAUGGAGAUUGUUGAUGAUGAUGUGCCAAGCUUGUGGGGCCACGGUUUUCAAGAUCGCGUAGCGAGCGUCAAGGCUCUCAACGGAACAUGGGUUGGCUACAUGUACCCAGGCUACAGGGGCCGUCAAUUCAUCUUUGAGCGGGGAGAUUUUAAGCACUGGAACGACUGGCAGGGACCCUCUCCCCAGAUCCAAUCUGUCCGACGUGUUCGGGACAUGCAGUGGCACAAGACGGGAUGUUUCAUAGUUCCCGACCCUGCCCCUGCUCCCGGCCCAGACCCUGAUCCAGCUCCAGCUCCUCCCGGCCCUCCUGCAGCAGCUGGGGCCAGCUGAGCAGGAUCCUCACCUGCUUCUCAAACUCCAACUCUGCCCCAAAGUGCCUGCCCUCUGCUUUAACCUAAUCAUGGCAAACACUGACAAGUGACAAGUGCCAUGUGUGUUUUAGUGGCAAAUAAAGGUUGUUUGACCUGGAA
Molecule: messenger RNA, 987 nt
Organism: Girardinichthys multiradiatus
Lineage: Eukaryota; Metazoa; Chordata; Actinopteri; Cyprinodontiformes; Goodeidae
Product: beta-crystallin B3-like
Exons: 6
Coding region: 134-847 (237 amino acids)
Biological process (GO): visual perception; lens development in camera-type eye
Molecular function (GO): structural constituent of eye lens
Source: RefSeq, a predicted model, not a curated record